Varanus komodoensis (Komodo dragon) is the source of this 2943-nucleotide messenger RNA. It is a transcript of the gene TMEM214, whose product is annotated as transmembrane protein 214. The transcript has 11 exons. Lineage: Eukaryota; Metazoa; Chordata; Lepidosauria; Squamata; Varanidae. Bases 535 to 2001 code for a protein of 488 amino acids. Gene Ontology annotation, cellular component: Golgi apparatus; endoplasmic reticulum. The record is from RefSeq and is a predicted model, not a curated record.
GGGCAGCAAGGAUGAUCCGGGGACUGGCACCCGAGUCCUGUGAGGAGAGGUGGAAAGAGCGGGGCAUGUUUAGUCUGCGGGGAUAGGGGGGCCUCCGCAAGUAUGGGAAGGGCUGUCCCAGAGAGGAAGGCCGGGAUCACCUCGAUCGCACCAGAGUGGAGGGCACAGAAUGACGGGCUCAAGGGGCAGGAAGCCAGAUUCCAGCUUGACUUCAGGAAGAACGGCCUGUGACUGUUGGAGCUGUGUGACAAUGGAGCCCCUGACUGGGGACGGGGGGCUCCCUCACACUGGUGGCUUUCAGGGUGCAGCUGGACAGCCACCUGAGGAGGGUGGCGUCCCUGGGAGUCCUGUGCCGAGGGGAGGGGGUUGGCCCCCGUGCCGUUCCCACUCUGCUAUGGUCUGAAUUUGGGCCAGUUGCAGGGUUUCAGCCUCGCUUACCCAACAGGGUGGUUGUGGGGAGAAAAUGUAGGGGGCAAAACCUGCAGCCUGCGUUGGGUCCCUUGCAAGAGGAAGAACGGUGGGUUCCCAGGUGGGAUGGAGGAAAUUGGCGUCCUGCCCCAGCGGCGGGUUGGGCCCGGGGGCCUUUGUGGCCGCUUCCAGCUCGACGCUGUCCAAAGAGCAAGCCACGUGGCCUGCAGCACAGCCCUGGAACGGGGUGCGGGGCUGGGGCUGGGGCUGGGCUUGCCAGGGCUGCCUCACCCGGGCCCCCCACAGGCGGGCGCGUUGAGGGCUCCCGUGCCCACUCCUCUCUCCGCAGUGUGGCUCAGCAUCAUGCUUCCAGUCCUGGGAAUGAAGUCUCUCUCUCCCUACGCCAUCACCUACUUGGACCGGCUGCUGAUGCUGCAUCCCAACUUGACAAGGGGCUUCGGCAUGCUCGGACCCAAGGACUUCUUCCCUCUCCUGGACUUCGCCUUCACGCCCAACAACUCCUUACCCUCCAGCCUGCAGGAGCAGCUGCGCCAGUUGUAUCCCCGCCUGAAGGUGCUGGCCUUCGGGGCAAAGCCGGAGACUGCCUUGCACACCUUCUUCCCCUCCUUUCUGUCCCGGGCCCUCCCCAGCUGCCCCCCGGCCAUGAAGAAGGAGCUGCUGGACUGCCUGACCGCGUGCCUCAGCCUCGACCCGCUCAGCUUCAGCGUGUGGCGGCAGCUGUACGUCAAGCACCUCCCGCAGUCCAGCCUGCUCCUGAAUCACUUCCUGGAGACCUGGGACAGCACUCCCAGAAAGGUGCGAAGAUCUCUGCAGGAAACGGUUCGUUCCUUCACGGUCACCAAUGAGGAGCUGGCCACGAAAGGACCGGGCAGUACUCAAGACGUGGCGGCCUGUGGCGUGGCCUGCAAGGACCUGAUGCUCAAGGUGAGGGCGGGCAGCUUCCCCUGGCUGCGCCUGCUGCUGGUGCUGCUUGUCUUCACGACGGGGUUUCUGAUGCACGACGUCCGGACGCACGGCUCCUUCCAAGCUUCUGCCACAGCACGUGCCCUCCGCGCCUCCGGCAUCCUGUCGGCGUCCCAGCAGGCCUGGAGCAAAGCUUCCCAUUUCUCCGCGGAGGGUGGCAGCUGGCUGCGCGCCAACGUGCCGCUCUACUGCUCCCGCCUGGCGGCGGUGCUGAGACCCACCCUGGACCUGGCCUGGACCACGCUGGGGGAGCCGGCCGCCGGCCUCUGCGGGAGGUGCGGGGCGCAGCUGGCCUGGCUCGGAGACGGCGUCCUCGGGCUCGUGGAAUGGCUCCGGGCCCGGCUCCCGGACGCGGUGCUGCGUGCGGCAGGCUCCCUCAAGGAGCUGCUGCUCUUCCUCAUGCGGAACUACUUUCUUCCCGCCGUGGACCGUGCUGUGGCGGCCCUGGAUGGGCUCUGGAGGCUCUGGAUGGCCCCCUGCAAAGACGAGGAAACCUGGGACUGCGUGAGGAAGCAGCUGGUCAGCCUCACCCGUUCCUCCUGGACGUUCCUGCAGGACACGACUGUGGCGAUCAAGGACUGGGCCCUGGCCGCCCUCUCCGGGCACUAGCACUGGCCGUGGGCUCGGGCCAGGCAGCAGGGAACGCACCAUGUGCCGGCGAUGUGUGCCGGGCGCCGGCUGCAGGGCGUGGGUGGCACCGCUGACUGGCCGCUGGAGCCCCGGUCUUCAGGCCCUGUGCCCCCCACCGCAGCGCCCAGGGCUGGCCUCGCCACUGGCUCCGGCCUCGCCCAGCUCGUCCCCUGGGCUGGGGCAGGCACGGCUUGAGCGCUCUCUCCGUACCGUCCUCGUGCCUGCAGCCAGGACGCCGUUCCCCCAUACACCGGUGGUCGGCCCUUUCUGCCUGCAGCUCCCAGAAGGUGGUCGCUUGGCAUGGCCUCUGGAGCCAGGCCUCAGCUUGGGGGCUUGGGCGGAGAGCCCCGUCCAGUUGCCCUUCCCUCCGGCAGUGGCCGAUGGUGGAGCCGGGGGCAGCAGCUCUUGCCCUGCAGCAGGCCCAGCCAUGUGCUGGCUGAAGCGAGGGAGCAGGAGGGAAAGGGCAGCAGUGGGGGGGGGGGAACAGCUGGCUUCGUGGACCAGUGGUGACCGCUGUCGGUCGGGGGCACUGCCUGCCGCUCCUCCGCUUUGCGAGCUGCACUGGGCGGACGUUGCUGCCCGCCGCCCAGCCGGAGGAGCGGGCCAGGUGGGGACGGGGGCCUGGCGCAGCCCUGCAGCGCCCCAUCCCUCGCUCAGUGCAGGGAAGGGAGGUGCCCGAACGUGCGCUCCGUGGGAGCACUCGGCUGGCAGCAGCUUCGUCUGCAGCUGCCGCACGGGUGCUGCGGGCACCACUGUGCGUGGGUGCGAGUCUGCAGAAAGCGCGUUUUCGGGCCCCCCCGAUCGCUGCCCGGCACCGUUCUCGCCUUGCCUCGGCCGGCCUUGCAGAGGUGGUGGUACUCCGUCAAGACGAUUGUGUACGGCUCGCGUCACAUGCAAUAAAGGAAAAUAUAUUUGAUGACA